AUGGAGAGCCAAAAGGACGACAAGGAUUUGGCGGUAUUGGAUGUCACCGACUCCGUCAAACACACUCCCCUCGGCGUCGACACCAUUCGAAUCGAUCCUCAGUUAGAGAAAGCCGCUCUGAAGAAGUUCGACAAGUUCCUUCUCCCUGUCGCCUUCUUAUUCAUGCUCCUUUCAUCUCUUGACCGGUCGAAUAUUGGAAAUGCGAGAGUCUUCGGGUUCGAUGAAGAUGUUGGCCUGCAUGGUCGCCAGUUCGGCGACAUCAACACCUUGUUCUUCGUAACAUUCAUCGUCUUCGAGACGCCCUGGGUCAUGGCCGUCAAGCGUUGGGGCCCCAACAAAGUUCUCGGCAUCGCGUUGGUCUCGUGGUCAGUUGUGACGCUGUGUACGGGCUUCAUCCACAGCUACGCCGCAGCCAUCGUGACACGCAUGCUCCUGGGCGCCUGCGAAGCGGGCGUUAGUCCCAGCUUCGCGUUCAUCUUCGCCACCAUCUACGACCGUUCGUCCACGGCGAAGCGUAUUGCGAUGGGAAACAUCUGCAAUACAGUCGCUGGAGCCUUUGGAGGCUUGUUCGCCUACGGGAUCCAGAUGAUGGGUAGUCAACGUGGCAUUGCAGCUUGGAGAUGGCUCUUCAUCAUCGAAGGCUCCGUGACUUUGGUUGUCGGCGGCAUCGGUUGGAUGUUUCUGCCUUCGUCGCCCGAAACGGCUUGGUAUUUGACUAUAGAGGAGAAAGAAGUGAUGGUUCUUAGAAAGCAGAAGAACAUGGCUUUCCGAGGCGAGGACGGCUUCGACAAGAAAUGGAUCAAGCUCGCGUUUACAGAUCCUUUCAUCUAUAUUGCGGGUGCCGCCUUCUUCACCUCGUCGGUGGCUAUUACGGGCUUCAGCAUCUUUCUGCCCACCAUCAUUAAGGGUCUUGGCUAUGCAUCUCUCAAGGUCAACUACAUGACGAUCCCCGUGUACGUCGCUGGAGCACUCUCCCUUCUGGUUCAGGCGUACUUCUCGGACAAGCUCCACAUGAGAGCGCCGUUCCUCGUUGGCUCGGCGAUUCCAGUGGCCGUGGGCUAUUUGAUUUGCGUGGGAACCUCGAAUCCCGCAGCUGGCUACUUUGGCAUGUUCCUUUUGGCGGCAGGAUGCUAUACCAUCUCGACUAUCGUGGUCACCUGGGUCGCGACCAACCUGAUGCCAGACUCCAAACGAAGUGUCGCAUUGCCCGUGUUUUACUCCAUUGGUAACAUGUCUGGGUUGGUUUCUUCGCAGUUGUACCCAUCGUACCACGCGCCGCGUUACGUCAUGGGUAAUGCUCUGUCGGCUGGUCUGGAACUUGUGUUCGUUGGGUUUGUGGCGGCGGCGUGGCUGUUGUUGAGGAAGAGAAACGCAGAGAAGGAGAAGCUCACGGCAGAAGGAGCAACUACCAACGGUUUGGAGGGAGAUAUGGCCUUGGGUUUUGAAUACUGUCUUUAG
This is a messenger RNA of Colletotrichum karsti, 1458 nucleotides long. Its product is annotated as putative high-affinity nicotinic acid transporter protein. The record is from RefSeq and is a predicted model, not a curated record. Lineage: Eukaryota; Fungi; Ascomycota; Sordariomycetes; Glomerellales; Glomerellaceae. Gene Ontology annotation, cellular component: membrane. Gene Ontology annotation, biological process: transmembrane transport. Gene Ontology annotation, molecular function: transmembrane transporter activity. The transcript has 5 exons. The coding region runs from base 1 to 1458 and encodes 485 amino acids.